UGAUGGACCAAUCAGAAUAAAGAAUCUUGCGGAUAGGAUAUAUAAUAUAUAUAUGGUUAGGAAGAUUUAGGAACAUCAUUGUCAUAAAUACAUUUUAUAGAAAGUUCGUAUAUUAUCGUAGAAAGAGAAACUGAAAAAAGACAACAAGCGAACAUGUCAAAGGUAUUGGAUGAGGAAUUGAAGCAAGCUUUUUCAAAGCUGCACGAAAAGAUGGUGGAUACCAAGCAGAAGCUAAAGUUAGCUGAUAUACAAAUUGAUAAGCUGCGACGUACAAAACAGCGGGCAGAACUCACUUCAAAAGAGAUUAGCUGCUUUCCUGAAGACACAAGGAUAUACGAGUCUGUCGGUCGAAUGUUUCUCUUAGAUGAUGUGAACAACAUUAAAAGCAAUCUGGAUAGUAGGAUGAAAACGUCUGAUGAAAAGAUUAAGACAUUAGAAAAUAACAAAAUAUACUUGCAACGAAGUUUAAAAGAAAGCGAAAAUGAAAUCAGAGAAAUGAUUCAACAAAAGCAGAGUAAAGAAUCUUCUAGUUAAAACAUCUUUAUAAAUCAUUAUGCUAUUUCAGCUUUCCUUGGACAUUUGAGCCUUUUAAAUUAUUAUUUAGAAUAUGUGUCUACACAAUUACAAAAAUCUUGUUUGACAAUUUAAACUUGUGCUUUGAAUACAUUAACAUUUUGAUUUUUUUUUGUGCAAUAUAUAUUUGGAAUAAAACUCAUUAACUCGAGAAAAAAAAAGGAGGAAAACUGAAUAAUUUAUGUGAAUUCAAUUUCAAUCAAUCCUUACAAUGUAAAUCAUAAAAUUAUACACAAAUUAUAGAAUAUACUUUUGUAAGAAAUAACAUUAUAUAUACAUGUCAAUAGCAAUUUUAAUUAAAUAAACAUUUUGAUUUUAUAACUUAAGAAA
Molecule: messenger RNA, 903 nt
Organism: Cataglyphis hispanica
Lineage: Eukaryota; Metazoa; Arthropoda; Insecta; Hymenoptera; Formicidae
Gene: Pfdn1
Product: prefoldin subunit 1
Exons: 2
Coding region: 154-534 (126 amino acids)
Biological process (GO): protein folding
Cellular component (GO): prefoldin complex; cytoplasm
Molecular function (GO): protein folding chaperone
Source: RefSeq, a predicted model, not a curated record